AUGAAAAAUGAAUUAUUUAGUAGCAAAAAUCCAAAAGUCUCUAAUAAAAUAUUUGAAGCCCCAAUUAGAACAGCAUUUUAAUCAAAUGCUGGAGAAAAGGAACCUGAUCCAUUAGCUGUCUAAGAAGUUUAAAAGGCUGCUGUUCAUUUUUUACAGAGAGUUUUGGAAAAAUCGAUUAAAAGGUCAAUAGAAAAAUAAGAAGAUAAUUUAAAAUUAAACAUUGAAGAUGUCAUGUAUUAAUUUAGAGUUAUAAUAAUGUAAUAUAAUAUUUUAGAAUUAACCAAAGUUUUUAGAUUUAUGUGCAAGAAAAAUAAUUUAUAUUAGUAGAUUACAUGACAUGAGUAAAAAAAAAUCAUAUAUGAAUGAAAAUGCCCAAGAUAAAGAAGAAGGGCAAGAAGAAAAGGAAUAUGAAGAAGAUGCCAAAGAAUUUGCAAUUAAUUUAUAUGCUGGCUCAUUUAAUUGAUUUUGACGAAUAAACU
Molecule: messenger RNA, 479 nt
Organism: Paramecium sonneborni
Lineage: Eukaryota; Ciliophora; Oligohymenophorea; Peniculida; Parameciidae
Source: the annotation of a GenBank genome assembly